Molecule: messenger RNA, 425 nt
Organism: Rubroshorea leprosula
Lineage: Eukaryota; Viridiplantae; Streptophyta; Magnoliopsida; Malvales; Dipterocarpaceae
Source: the annotation of a GenBank genome assembly
AGAGGAAAGAAAAAGAAUCCGUUUUGCGCGUUUUUCGGAUAUUAUUCUAUUCUGUUUGUUCCUCUUCUUCUAUACGAUCUUCGUAAAAGUGAGCACGUGCGACUCUGGCCCUGGCGGAAUGUCUCAGGCAGCAGAGACGCUGCGAGAAAUUGUAGCUCGCGAUCGUCAGAUGCCGCCCCAGAUAGAGGAAGAGGUGGCUCCCCCCGCCCCCGCUCCUGUAGUUCCCGAAUUGGCCGUCCCCUUAAUCCCCGAUGAAUAUCGUAUGAGAGAACUUCAUAGCCGAUUAUGUUGUAACUCUUUAAUUGGUCGGUACCACCAGGUAAGAGAAAUGCUGGACCUCUUAGAGCAGCAAGCGGACUGGGAAAAAAAAAAAUAGACGCUGCCCUCGUCCACGAUGGAGUAGACCCCCAGUCUAUUCUAAACAA